Molecule: messenger RNA, 3447 nt
Organism: Talaromyces atroroseus
Lineage: Eukaryota; Fungi; Ascomycota; Eurotiomycetes; Eurotiales; Trichocomaceae
Exons: 6
Coding region: 1-3447 (1148 amino acids)
Biological process (GO): oligosaccharide catabolic process
Cellular component (GO): membrane
Molecular function (GO): alpha-amylase activity; glycosyltransferase activity
Source: RefSeq, a predicted model, not a curated record
AUGGCCGCCCAAGACAACAAACAGGUCCAUCGCGCCUGGUGGAAGGAAUGCUCCGUCUACCAGAUCUGGCCGGCGUCAUACAAGGACUCCAACCACGAUGGCGUCGGUGAUAUUCCGGGCAUCGUGUCCAAGCUAGACUACAUCAAGAAGCUCGGGGUCGAUAUCAUCUGGCUGUCGCCGUCCUACAAGUCGCCGCAGGUUGAUAUGGGCUACGACAUUUCGGAUUAUUACAGCAUUCACCCUCCAUACGGCACGGUGGAAGACGUCGAGCGCCUGAUACAAGGGAGCCACGAGAGAGGGAUGAAGCUGCUCAUGGAUCUGGUGGUCAAUCACACUAGUGACCAGCACGAGUGGUUCAAGCAAUCACGGAGCUCGAAGGAUAAUGAGUAUCGCAACUGGUAUGUCUGGAAACCGCCCAGAUAUGACGAGCAAGGGAAUAGACAUCCACCGAACAACUGGGUGUCACAUUUUCAAGGCAGCGCAUGGGAAUGGGACGAAUUGACUGGCGAAUACUACUUGCAUCUCUAUGCCGUGGAACAGCCGGAUCUCAACUGGGAGCAUCCUCCAGUACGCAAGGCCGUGCAUGAUAUCAUGCGGUUUUGGCUUGACAAGGGGUGCGACGGAUUCCGCAUGGACGUCAUCAACUUCAUUAGCAAGCAUCAGGACUUUCCCGACGCACCCGUCAAAGAUCCGAACUCGCCUUGGCAAUGGGGGAACCUCUACUAUGCCAACGGGCCACGAUUGCACGAGUACUUGCAAGGACUGGGACAGAUCCUCAAGGAAUACGAUGCAUUCAGCGUGGGCGAGAUGCCGUUCGUCACAGACACCGAGGAGGUGCUCAAGGCGGUGCGCUAUGACCGCAACGAGAUCAACAUGAUUUUUCAAUUCGCGCAUGUGGAUAUCGACCACGGCGAGUUUGACAAGUUUGCCGAGGGCAAUUGGAAACUCACGGACCUGAAGCGUCUGUUCAACGAGUGGCAGACAUUCAUGUACGACAACGACGGCUGGAAUGCGCUGUAUUGGGAAAACCACGACCAGCCACGGUCGAUUGAUAGGUAUACGCAUGCGAAGCCGGAGGACUCCACGAUUGCCGGGAAAUCGCUGGCUACGUGCCUGGCGUUGAUGGCUGGUACGCCGUUUGUUUACCAGGGCCAGGAGCUGGGGAUGCGCAAUGUACCAAUUGAGUGGCCCAUAGAGGAGUACCAGGACAUUGACUGCCUGAACCAUUGGAAGCAACAUCUAGCUGCCGAGCCCGACAACACCGAAGCGCUGAACGAGUAUCGUCGGCAAUACCAGAAGAAAUCCAGAGACAACGGGCGCACUCCCGUCCAGUGGACGUCCGGACCCAACGCCGGCUUCACUGACGACGCCGCGGUCAAGCCAUGGAUGAGCGUCAACCCGAACUACAAAGCAAUCAAUGCCGAGGCGCAGGUGUCCGAUCCCACGUCGGUAUUCAACUACUGGCGCUCGGUGCUGGACGUGCGCAAAAAGCACCUGGACAUAUUCGUGUACGGCAAUUUUGCCAUGGUCGACCAGACCAGUGAGCAGGUGUGGGCGUACACGCGGCAGUUCGAGGGCCAGCAGGCGCUGGUGCUCUGCAACUUUACGGCCCAGACGGUCAAGUGGGAUCCGGCGGCGAACGGCGUCGGCCAGGCACAGGAGGUGUUGCUGAACAACUAUGGCGCCAGCGAGCAAUACACGAACGAGACGUGGCUGCUGCGGCCACCUGAAACACGCUGGACUCCAUCGCGAGCCGUCCCUUUUAUGGGGCGCGCGCGUAUCCCUGCGCUGCCAUACGCCGGACACACAGUGAAACUUGACGGCGUGCGCGUAGGCGAGCAAAUUCAAUUCCACAAAUGCCGCAGUGCGUGCGCUGGAAUGAGGAAGAUCGCCUGCCCGCCGUCUCAUGCUCGCACCACCCACGCUCGCCGCCGUCUCUUGCUCCUGCCGCCACCUCACGACGACGACGACGACGACGACCCCAUGCUGCCCCUUCGCCGCAAAUCGCGUCGAUGGAUCACAGUCGUUGCGCCGCUCAUAGGAUUCGUGGUGUUGCUGCAGUUUCUCCGAGGGCCACAGUGGUUUCUCAUCGCCCGGUCGGCCAGCAAUUAUAACAACCUGGACCCGCGACGAGAGGCCCAGGCUCCUUUGUCGUUGCAACAGCAGCAGCAGCAGCAGCAGCGAGAACGCCAACGACAACGCAAAGAGCACUUUGCCUGUCCGCCCUUGCCCGGAAUCGAAGAUGUGCUGGUCGUGCUCAAAACGGGUGUCACCGAGGCGCUCGACAAGGUGCCCGUGCACGCCCAGACGACAUUUCGCUGCGUGCCGAAUUAUGUGGUGUUCUCCGACUACUCGGAGGAGAUCGACGGCAUACAGCUGCACGAUGUGCUGCAGAAUGUGCGGCGUGAUGUGAGACUGACCGUGGACGACUUUGACCUGUACAACCGCUUGAGAGUGAGCGGACGCGAAGGACUGAAAGACGCCGACGCCACCGAGGAGGAGAACGGGGUGUUUGGCAUGCCCAAUAAUCCCGGCUGGAAGCUGGACAAGUGGAAGUUCUUGCCGAUGAUCGAUGAGGCUCUCAAAGCGAAGCCGGAUGCGAAGUGGUUUGUGUUUAUGGAGGCUGAUACGCAUAUCGUCUGGCCGAACCUGGUGGCCUGGCUGGACCGGCUGGAUCCGGACGAGCCUCUUUAUUUGGGCACCGAGACGCAGAUAGGCGAUGUCCUGUUUGCGCAUGGGGGCUCUGGGUUUAUUAUUUCGCGGACGGCGAUGCACAUGGUGUCUGCGCAGCGUGCAAGAAAUGUCACCGAGUACGAUAUGUAUACCGACAUGGAGUGGGCGGGGGAUAUGGUGUUAGGCAAGGCAUUGAAAGAUGCAGGAGUUGACUUGACCUUCACCUGGCCACUGCUUCAGAACGCGCGGUUGGGCGAGAUUGAGCCGCUGACGAAUACCUUUUACCGUCAGCCAUGGUGUUACCCUGUGGUCGCGUAUCACCAUCUUACCCCCGCGGAUGUGGAAGACAUGUGGCGCUUCGACCAGGAUUGGUUUAUCAAGCCCCCCCAGAAAAAACACAACCUCCUGCUCCACGCCGACGUCUUCCACGAACGCAUUCUCCCGCAGCUGAAACCCGGCAUUCAGCAAGACUGGGACAAUCUGUCGGGCGAUCUGGUAGAGGACGUCCUAGUCGAGAACAUCAAUGACUGCCGACGCAUAUGCGAGGCAGACGGAUUAUGCCGACAGUACAGUUUCCGCUGGGGCGAAGACCCUGAUAGCUACUACGACGACGAAACAGGCGCAAGCCAAGCGGCCAUGAGGCCGGAAUGUCGCACUUUUGAAUCGCCGCGUCUCGGCGUGCCUCGCGAAGGAACUCAGUCUGGUUGGAUGAUGACGAGGAUUGAGGUGACGGCGAGGGCGAGGGGGGAGUGUGAGGUUGCUGAAUGGGAGUAA